Molecule: messenger RNA, 1054 nt
Organism: Podarcis raffonei (Aeolian wall lizard)
Lineage: Eukaryota; Metazoa; Chordata; Lepidosauria; Squamata; Lacertidae
Gene: ACYP2
Product: acylphosphatase 2
Exons: 4
Coding region: 277-615 (112 amino acids)
Molecular function (GO): acylphosphatase activity
Source: RefSeq, a predicted model, not a curated record
GGAGAAGUUGAAGCCUCUCCCAACUUCCUUUCUCCUCAGAGAGAGAAAGGGAUGCCGGUGGCGGCUGCGCUCCCGGACUAGGCGGGCGGUCGCUAUCCCGCGAAGCUUGAGCCUCCCGACUUUCCGUCGCGACCUCCGCCAGCUGAGGCUCUUCGAGCCGCUCUCGCGUCUUCUCGGCGCUCUCGCUGCCCUUUCCCCACCGGUGACGCUGCGCGGCGGGGGGGGGCGGCGGGUUGUCUCCGGUGCCGGGUCUGGCGGUUUGACGCUUCCCUCACCAUGUCUCGGGUCCUCAAGUCGGUGGAUUACGAAGUGUUCGGCCGGGUGCAGGGUGUCUGUUUCAGAAUGUAUACAGAAGAUAAAGCUAGGAAAAUGGGAGUAGUUGGCUGGGUUAAAAAUACCAGACAAGGGACGGUUACUGGCCAGGUACAGGGUCCAGAAGAUAAAGUACAGGAGAUCUGUUUCCAGCUUUCUAAAGCGCAGGAGAUGGGGACUUGUGGACAACCAGCCCAUGUCUCUUGGCCCCAAGCAAAGGAUGGCAUUCAAGGUGGAGUUGGGGCCUGCUGGUCCCUUUUGGUUUGGGAGCUUGCUGAUGACAUCGUAGGAAAGCACAUGUGAUCUUUGAUGCGAAGCUUGGAUGCAAUCAGCUCCACACACACCCAUUUGGCCAUACAUCAUCAGUAGCCCCAGUCGUGCCUAUGGGUCAAGCCUAAGCUAUAGGAGUCAGAAGAAACAAUGUGCGGAGCUUUUUCAUUGGAAAAUAUUGCAGAGCUGUUUGAAGAAUGAACUGAAUCUGCACCAUAGGGAGAGCAGGGGCUCCAUAGAGUUCUGAGUUCCAUAGAGUUGUUUUUGCAAAUAGCCUGAUACUUUCCAGAUAUUUAGACUGCAACUCCCAUCAGCCAAGAUCGAUACACAUCUGUGUGAUUAUUUUGCAUGAUUUGUCCUGCUGUUUUUACUAUGGAUCAUUGUUUACUUUGGUUGUGAUAAUUAAUCUAGUGGGUCAAGGAACUGUGCUUGGCACAGAAGUUCCAGCCCCAAACACUGACAAUUGUAUUCA